This is a messenger RNA of Phyllostomus discolor (pale spear-nosed bat), 1443 nucleotides long. RefSeq names its product olfactory receptor 52R1. The transcript has a single exon. The record is from RefSeq and is a predicted model, not a curated record. Gene Ontology annotation, molecular function: olfactory receptor activity; G protein-coupled receptor activity. The coding region runs from base 40 to 984 and encodes 314 amino acids. Gene Ontology annotation, biological process: G protein-coupled receptor signaling pathway. Gene Ontology annotation, cellular component: membrane. NCBI's taxonomy places the organism in Eukaryota, Metazoa, Chordata, Mammalia, Chiroptera, Phyllostomidae.
CAUUCCCUUCCCAAUGAAGAACAAUUCAGCCAUCCUGUGAUGUUGGCUUCAGGGAACAGCUCUUCUCAUCCUGUGUCCUUCAUCCUGCUUGGGAUCCCAGGACUUGAGAAUUCCCAGUUUUGGAUCGCCUUUCCAUUUUGUGCUAUGUAUAUUGUGGCUAUAGUUGGCAAUAUUACUAUACUUCACAUAAUUCGAACUGACCACACCCUGCAUGAACCCAUGUACCUCUUUCUGGCCAUGCUGGCUAUCACUGACCUGGUCCUCUCUUCCUCCACCCAACCUAAAAUUCUGGCUAUUCUCUGGUUCCAUGCUCAUGACAUUGAAUAUCAUGCCUGCCUCACCCAGGUGUUCUUUAUCCAUGCCUUUUCUUCUGUGGAGUCUGGGGUGCUCAUGGCUAUGGCCUUGGAUCGUUAUGUGGCUAUCUGCUUCCCACUUCAUCACUCUAGUAUCCUGACCCCAUCUGUGGUAGGUAAACUGGGGGCAGCUGUGAUGAUGAGAGGGCUGUUGUGGGUGAGCCCCUUCUGCUUUAUGGUCUCUAGCCUGCCCUUCUGCCCCAACCAGGUCAUUCCUCAGUCAUACUGUGAGCACAUGGCUGUGCUGAAGUUGGUGUGUGCUGAUACCAGAAUAAAUCGUGCAUAUGGGCUCUUUGUGGCCUUCUCAGUGGUUGGCUUCGAUAUGCUUGUCAUCAGUAUAUCCUAUGUGAUGAUCUUGAGGACUGUGCUGGGGUUGCCCUCUAGGGAAGCCCGAAUGAAGGCUUUUGGCACAUGUGCCUCCCAUAUCUGUGUCAUCUUGGCUUUUUACAUCCCAGCCCUCUUUACUUUUCUCACCCACCGCUUCGGUCAUCAUGUGCCCAGAGUGGUACACAUCAUGUUGGCUGAUCUCUAUCUACUGGUCCCCCCCAUGCUCAACCCCAUCAUCUAUGGAGUUAGAACCAAGCAAAUCAGGGACAGGGUUAAUCAAGGAUGUUGUGGAAAAGACCCAUGAGCCCAGGAACACAGCAUCACAACCAACCCAACUGCCCUACUGAUCUGGGGAGAGAAAUGCAGGAAGUUUGCCUGGCCAUCACAUAUCAUCAGUAAGUUAUUUCUGUGAACAACUGGCUCAGAGGUUGGCAAGCUUCAAAAGCAAAAAGAAACCAUUUUCAGGAUGUCCAGAAUGAGAGUUCUCUAUGAGAUGCAGCUGAUAAGUGCUUAGUUGACCUUUGUUCACCAUCACAAGAAAACAGUAAAAAAAGUUUACUUCUAAAAUUAGUGAAUAUUUCAAAAGAAUAUCACUUUACACAGACCACUAAGGUGAAAAUUGUUUUUAAAUUGUUUAUAGAAGGAUAAGUUGGUAUACUUUCUUAAAAAGGAGUAUAGAAAUUUCCAUCAAAAUGGUUAAAAAUGUAUAUAUUUUCCCUAUACUGGAAUCUUGCUAUAGAAAUAAAGUUUUAGAAAAAAGUAC